AAUCCUGAAUGGCCGGUAAGUAGAAAAAUCAUCACUCCCAAGAUAUUCACUCUCACGUCUGUUUAUAAGUACUCAUGUUACGUUUCAUAGGUCGAGUGUCACCACCUCUUCUCAAUGUCACACACUUCACCAACGCCUGGGUAGUGCAGCAACACCAGUUUACCUUCACUUGUGGCGUUAAUCAGUCACAGAGGACCAGGUAACCACAAGGGGCGAGGUGGUGCUUGUGGCGACGCACUCAAACUUGUCUUACUUCAUUCCUGAGAGAGUCAGUCACAUUAGUCCCCGUGCAGGUCAUUUGCAGUGUCUCAGUUCACAAUGUCGAAGCCAAAAGUGUUGGUGACGAGGGCAGACAUCCCUCAGAAGGCCUUCACCAUGCUGGAGGAAAAGUGCGAGGUGGAUGUGUGGAAGAUGCCAUCACCUAUCCCCCGUGAUGAGCUACUUAAGAGGAUCCCAGGGAAGGAUGCCCUGUACUGCUUACUGACGGAGAAAAUUGACAAGGAGGUGUUGGAUGCUGCAGGACCAAGCUUGAAGGUGAUCGGCACCAUGUCUGUUGGAUAUGACCACCUCAGCAUGGAUGAGAUCAAGAAGCGCAACAUUAUGGUUGGCUUCACCCCUGGAGUGCUCACUGAUGCCACUGCAGAGCUGACUGUCACGCUGCUGCUGGCCACCACAAGGCGCUUGUUUGAGGCACACAGUGAAUUGCUCAAUGGAGGAUGGGCCAAGUGUGCCUGGUCUCCGCUAUGGAUGACUGGCCAGGGCCUCAAGGGGUCAACUGUGGGAAUAUUUGGCAUGGGCCGGAUAGGCCAGGGUGUGGUGCAGCGCCUGCAGGGCUUCAGUGUCCAUAAGUUUAUAUACUCAGGUCGCAGUCCCAAGAAGGAAGGGGAGGAACUUGGGGCUGAGUUUGUCUCCUUUGAUGAGUUGCUGCAGCAGUCAGACUUCCUGCUGGUGACGUGUGCCCUCAACAAGGAGACGCAGGGAAUAUUUGAUGAAGCAGCUUUUGCCAAAAUGAAGAACACUGCUGUUAUUGUCAACACUUCCCGAGGAGGUGUGAUCAACCAAGAGGCACUGGUCAAGGCACUGAAGACCAACCAGAUCCGGGCAGCAGGUUUGGAUGUUAUGACCCCAGAGCCUCUGCCACCUGACCAUGAGCUCACCACCCUCCCCAACUGCACACUGAUACCACACAUUGGGAGUGCAGAGACAUCAACAAGGGAGGACAUGGCAACCCUCACUGCAACUAAUAUUAUUGCUGGCCUUGAGGGAAAACCUUUGCCUGCCCGUCUCUGCUGACCAUGCACCACUCUAGGUCUUUGAGGGGUUUUUAAGAGGACUUUAUCCCGGUGACACAUUUAGGUGAUUAUGAUGAUGAGAACACACACUGCUGUGGCUUGUGGAUUUCUUAUACUCAUUAUUGUAGUAGAUUCUUCGUAUAUCCAUAAUCUGUUACCUUAAUAAAAUAGUAAGAAUUUUGAUAAGAUAACAUUUCAAUAUAAAACAGGGAAUGUAGGGACCAGUCAGUGGAUAAAAGCAUUGGUCAUUGACAGCUUGUUCAUUGUCCUUGAAUGGUAAACUUAUAGCAUCAGAGUCCAUGACACUGACCACAACUGUCAAAUCUCCUGCUGGCUCUAGAUAUAAGUGUUUAUGAUCUGAAACAUUAUUUACCACAGAGUAGGUUACAAUAACAUCUGAACAAUAUAGAAACUAUACCAAGGCAAGUGCAUGUUGUUAGAGAGGGUCAUAAUAGUCAAUACAGGCAAUACAGAAAUAUUCUUUAUUGGUAAAAAUGCCAGCAAAAUUUAUUUACUUCUAUAUUACUAAGAGUGCUGUGUCUAUCUGCCAUUAAAGAGGCACCACUAGAAAGAUAAUUUUCCUAACAAAUGUUUUCAUUAAGUUGCUUGAAGAAGUGAGCAUAUUUAAUCUCCUGUUGCUGUGGAUGGAAGAAUAAAUGUAGGGAUGGAGUCUUGAAGGAAUAAAGCGGGAAUGGUGAGAAAUUAAUGGGGUUUUUGUCAUAAGUCACUUGGAAUAAUCAUAAAGAGGAUUAAUUGGUUGUAUAACCCUAAAGUUAUACAUGAAAGGAAAUUGUUCAUAAAGUAUCAUGUUUUUGUAAUGUAUUUUUAAUUAUGUUAAGUAAUUAUCAGUAAUUAUAUAUUAUGCUAAUUACACUUGUUAUACUAAUUAAAAGUAACUGCAUCAAUAUUCUAUCAGUAAAUGAUGUAUAUAUUA
Scylla paramamosain (green mud crab) is the source of this 2226-nucleotide messenger RNA. RefSeq names its product glyoxylate reductase/hydroxypyruvate reductase-like. The record is from RefSeq and is a predicted model, not a curated record. The coding region runs from base 319 to 1293 and encodes 324 amino acids. Gene Ontology annotation, cellular component: cytosol. Gene Ontology annotation, molecular function: hydroxypyruvate reductase (NADH) activity; NAD binding; glyoxylate reductase (NADPH) activity. The transcript has 9 exons. NCBI's taxonomy places the organism in Eukaryota, Metazoa, Arthropoda, Malacostraca, Decapoda, Portunidae.